This is a messenger RNA of Micropterus salmoides (largemouth bass), 1909 nucleotides long. RefSeq names its product alpha-(1,3)-fucosyltransferase 4-like. Gene Ontology annotation, molecular function: alpha-(1->3)-fucosyltransferase activity. NCBI's taxonomy places the organism in Eukaryota, Metazoa, Chordata, Actinopteri, Centrarchiformes, Centrarchidae. The coding region runs from base 380 to 1561 and encodes 393 amino acids. The transcript has 3 exons. Gene Ontology annotation, cellular component: membrane. The record is from RefSeq and is a predicted model, not a curated record.
UUACCCAACCUAAAAGUGCCUGGCAGCAGGCCUCACAAAAGCCCCAUUCACAGGUAACACGAACCCAGACCAACGCUGCCACGUCAAAAAUGUUUGAGCAUACAGAUCUACCUGCCACGACUGUGGAGGACAGUUAGCUUGUCGGACUGUUUAGGCUCCAUUAUCAAUGCUAUUAACCGCGCUGCUUACCGCACCUGAAACUACAAUCACUUAGGACAAGGUGUGCCAGCAGGAUGUAAUAAAGGCAUGGAAUUAUUUUUGUCCUAUUCUUUUCCUGAAAAGGUUUGAGUAGCCUGUAUGCUAGCCCUAAGUGCAGUGGACAAAUGGACCCAACACAUUCUGAAAGAGGUUUUUGAACUUUGGGGGAAAGUGCAGAUGAAUGGCUUCGAUGGGAGUUGGGGCUCAUUGGAGAGCAGCGGGCCGCUCCACAAUCACAGUUCACAGAGGGGACGGGCGCUCAGGUUUGUCCCAGAGGGAGAAAUGGUGUGUACUUGUUCUCAAAGGGACCUGCUCCUCUGUGUGCGCGGCUAUCGUUGUUUUUUUGCUAUUGCUGGGAGUCUGCCUACUCUUCCUACCGGACCCGCUCACGCUGGAACCGUUUGUCUCUGAAGAGAACAGCGCGGUGACGGUCCUGAUAUGGACGCAUCCGUUCGGUCGGUACCGCGAACUUCCUGACUGCUUUGCGCUCUAUCAGAUCGGCGGAUGCACGCUCACUGACGACGGGCGCGCGUAUCCGGAGGCUGACGCUGUGAUCAUUCACCACAGGGAUGUUGCCACCGGCACAGCUGAUCUGCCACCGGAACCGCGGCCACGUGCGCAAAAGUGGAUAUGGAUGAACUACGAGUCCCCAACUCACACACCCAGGUUGUGGCUUUUUGGGGAUGUUUUCAACCUCACAAUGACCUACCGGACAGAUUCAGAUAUUUUCCUGCCGUACGGUUAUCUGGUCCCCCAUGAUCGCAGAACCAAAGGUAUCCCGAACCGCUUUGCGCAUCAGCUCCGCGUACCCUCACACCUCCUCCGGCCCCGCCUCUUGGCCUGGGUCAUUAGCAACUGGUCUGAGUCCCAUGCGCGCGUGGCCCUCUAUUACCAGCUCCGCCGUUACAUCCAGGUGGAUGUUUUUGGGCGCGCGGGCCGGCCGUUACCUGAGGACAGCGGAGGCAACAGUGUGGUGCGGCUGGUCGGACGGUACCAGUUCUACCUCGCGCUGGAAAACUCGCAGCACACCGACUACAUCACAGAAAAGUUGUGGAACGCAGUCACGGCCGGUGCCGUCCCGGUGGUCCUAGGUCCUUCCAGGCAGAACUAUGAACGCUUCCUGCCUCCCGAGGCCUUCAUCCACGUGGACGACUUCCCCACGGUGCGAGGGCUGGCCCGGUACCUGCUGACGCUGAGGCGCAACCCAGCCCGGCUGAGGCGGCACUUGGACUGGAGAGGAAGCUACAGCGUGCACCAGCCCUCCUUCUGGGCUGAACACUACUGCACGGCCUGCAGGGCGGUGAGAAGGACAAGAGGCGGGACUGAUAUGGUCAAAGACUUGACACGCUGGUUUCACUCGUGAAGAUGAGCAGUAGGCUAUCACCUCCAGAACCAGCUGAUUUGUAACCUCACCUGCCCACCUGAUGAUCAGCUGUCAAAGUUUACAACAGAAACCUACGGCUUUCAGAAUCAUGGUCCAGAACAGAGAUGGCUUCAUUGAUAAGAGCGAGUGGCAAUUUCGCUGCUCUGGUUUCAUCCAUUCAUCAUCUAUAACCGAUAGUCCUGCAGAGUCACGGGGGGCUGGAGCCAAUCCCAGCUGUCACUGGGCGAUAGGCAGGGUGCACCCUGGACAAGUCACUAGUUCAUCACAGGGCUGACACAUAGAGUCAAACAACCAUACACACUGACAUUCACACCUAAGGGCAAUUUA